Coregonus clupeaformis (lake whitefish) is the source of this 4050-nucleotide messenger RNA. It is a transcript of the gene lats2, whose product is annotated as large tumor suppressor kinase 2. The transcript is spliced from 9 exons. Gene Ontology annotation, molecular function: ATP binding; protein serine/threonine kinase activity; protein binding. Gene Ontology annotation, biological process: regulation of organ growth; G1/S transition of mitotic cell cycle; peptidyl-serine phosphorylation. NCBI's taxonomy places the organism in Eukaryota, Metazoa, Chordata, Actinopteri, Salmoniformes, Salmonidae. The record is from RefSeq and is a predicted model, not a curated record. The coding region runs from base 564 to 4016 and encodes 1150 amino acids. Gene Ontology annotation, cellular component: spindle pole; nucleus.
UUGUACUGCAUUCUAAUUCUGCCUGUAGUUGGGAGAAAAUGGAGUCUCUUCUCAUGAUAUUUACUCGGGCCUACCGUUAAGAGCAAUAUCGAUACAUUAUCGUAUGGGUUGUGCAACAAAGGAUUGGAUAUAAAGUUUUCCGAAAAGGGUAUUUGGUUGGAUUCUUUCUCGGAUUAAAGUUGAAUGAUACUUCUAUCACAUGGCGCAGAUGGGAGCCAGAACGGUUUGGGGCAAGGGCACCCUUGUGACCCCUCACAUUACUUGGAAUAAGGAGGAAUGUGACCCCUAAAACACACACACCAUGGCACGCCAGUGGGAUUCCUAUCAGUAGGAGCCAGCCACACAGAGACAAACAAAAUCUAUAAAACCCUAGACCAAGAGAGAGAGAGAAAGGAGGAAUCUCACAGAUCUAUGCACAGAUCUCUCCUACUGGAGGGCCUUAACUAUUUAGGUCACGAGCUCCGGAGCAAGCUUAGGAGUGUGUGCGAGUGUAUCCGUUUUUGGUGGAGGUGUGUGCGUGUGUGUGUUUGGGUGUGAUUUCCUUAGACUAAAACGGGAGUGUCAUGAGGCCCAAGACGUUUCCCGCUGCUCCGUACAUGGGCAACACGCGCCAGCGCCUCCAGGAGAUCAAGGAGGGGCUAAAGCAGCCAGCCAAGCUGGUGAGCCAGGCCCUCCACGGGGGCAGCUCCCGGGGCGAGGGGGGCCGCGGGGCUGAAUGCAAGGGCAAAGACCCCGGCAGUCGCCAGCAGCAGCACCGGCCCCCUCAGAAGUUCAACAAUUACCAGAACGCUCUGAGGGAGAUCCGCAAGUCCCUCAUGCCCUUUGCCAAUGAGUCUGGACCCUCCUCUGGCUCUGCCCACCCCGCUGGAGACGUCAACCGACAGAUGCUGCAGGAGCUGGUCAACGCUGGCUGUGACCAGGAAAUGGCGGUGCGGGCUCUGAAGCAGACGGGCAGCAGGAACAUUGAGGCUGCUCUGGAGUACAUCAGUAAGAUGGGAUACCUGGACCCACGCAACGAACUCAUCGUCCGGAUCAUCAAGCAGACCUCGCCAGGCAAAGGGGGCAUGCCAAACGCAAUGGACCACAGACCACCAUUAGAGGGAACAAGUGAGGGUGCCAUGCCUCCCUACCACCAGAUGGGGGCACCGAUGUAUGAGGGCGCUGGUUAUGGGCCAGAGGGGCCCUACAUGGGUGCCCCUCCUGUCAUGAACUACCUGAUCCCCCCCUCGGGCGCAGCACAGGGCCCUGCCAUGGUUAACCCCAUGGGACGCCCGCCCAGUAUUGGAGCCUACCCGCCCUCCAUGGCCGUCCAGAACAAUCCAGGGAACCCCAUGUACCCCCCAGGCGCCCCGCAAAAGGCCUACCUAGGCAGCAUGGAGCAGGCCAUGAUUGGCUACAGCGUCCCCGGCCAGCCCCUGCAGCUCCAGCCCCAGGCACCAGGAGGCCCCAUCCCCGGACCCCACUACGACUACGGCCACGGCCGGCCUCAUAUGAUGGAGCCCUCGGGCUACAGUGUCAAGAGGAGCGCCUCCUUCCAGAACAAGAUGCCACCGCUGGCGCCCGACAACUAUGUCAACAUGCAGGUGAAAGGGGCCAUGGGCCAGAACGGGGGAGGGUACCCCCCUAACCUGUACCUAGCGCCCCACUCCCACCCCCGGCAGUCCAGCCCCACCUCACACCAGGUCCACAUGAUGUCCCGCUCCCCCGGUGGAGCCACCGCUGCCGCUGCCAUGGGGCCAGACUUCUCUGACCUCCCCCAGGGCCUGCUCACGCCCUCCAGAGCCAGUCUCAACCUGGACCUGUAUGAGCAGCACCAGCACCACUGGGCCGGUCCCCAGGGGCCUGAGGGGGCCCCUCCAGCCAGGCAGCCCCAGCCUCAGGGGCCCUUCCGGGGAGAGGUGCGGGUCCCCAGCAGGACCAACUCCUUUAACAACCGCUCUGCGCCCCCCAACAACGUCCGGCCCACUUUGGCCACUCCAGCUCCUGGCAAGCAGGACCCGUCCCUGGGUCCGCCCAACACCAUCACAGCGGUGACAUCGCCCCCCAUCCAACAGCCGGUGAAGAGCAUCCGGGUGAUGAGGCCCGAGCCGAAGACGGCUGUGGGACCGUGUCACCCUGGCUGGUUGGCUGCUCAGGCUGCUCAGGAAGCAUCUGAGCCCCUCGCAUACAUGCCUGAAGAGGCCUACGCUCUGGAGCCUGCCCAGGAGCCCCGCUGUCCACCACCUCCCUACCCCAAAAUCCUGCUCAUAUCUGGGGCUGCUUCAGAGGCAGGGCCCCUGGAGGCACCAGGAGGAGCUAUGUGUGGAGCCCCAGACCUCAACACCCCUGGUAGGCCACACAGUGGUAGUGGAGGAGGAGGGGGAAAGGCAGAGGAGAGCCAGGUGAAAGAGAAGACCAAGUCUGGGAAAGGAGAGAAGGCAGUGAAGGACAAGAAGCAGAUCCAGACAUCGCCGGUGCCGGUCAGGAAGAAUGGGCGUGAUCAGGAGAAGAGGGAAUCGCGCAUUAAAAGCUACUCGCCCUUUGCCUUCAAGUUCUACAUGGAGCAGCAUGUGGAGAAUGUGAUGAAGACCCAUCAGCAGAAACUGAAUCGCAGGCUGCAGCUGGAGCAGGAGAUGUCCAAGGCUGGCCUUUCAGAGGCCGAGCAGGAGCAGAUGAGGAAGAUGCUAAACCAGAAGGAGUCCAACUACAACCGUCUGCGCCGCGCCAAGAUGGACAAGGCCAUGUUUGUCAAAAUCAAGACACUGGGCAUCGGGGCCUUCGGCGAGGUGUGCCUGACCCGCAAGGUGGACACAGGAGCCCUGUACGCCAUGAAGACGCUGCGCAAGAAGGACGUGCUCAACCGCAACCAGGUGGCCCACGUCAAGGCUGAACGUGACAUCCUGGCGGAGGCAGACAACGAGUGGGUGGUGCGUCUGUACUACUCUUUCCAGGACCGUGACAGCCUCUACUUUGUCAUGGACUACAUCCCCGGAGGAGACAUGAUGAGCCUGCUGAUCCGCAUGGGCGUCUUCCCCGAACCACUGGCAUGCUUCUACGUGGCUGAGCUGACCCUGGCCAUCGAGAGCGUCCACAAGAUGGGCUUCAUCCACCGCGACAUCAAGCCUGACAACAUCCUCAUCGACCUGGACGGACACAUCAAGUUGACCGACUUUGGCCUCUGCACCGGCUUCCGCUGGACGCACAACUCCAAGUACUAUCAGAAAGGGAGCCACAUCAGGCAGGACAGCAUGGAGCCCAGUGACUUCUGGGAUGACGUGUCCAACUGUCGUUGUGGCGACCGGCUGCAGACCCUGGAGCAGCGGGCAACACGGCAACACCAGCGCUGCCUGGCACACUCCCUGGUGGGCACGCCCAACUACAUCGCCCCUGAGGUGCUGCUGCGCAAAGGGUACACCCAGCUGUGUGACUGGUGGAGUGUGGGAGUGAUCCUCUUUGAGAUGCUGGUGGGACAGCCACCCUUCCUGGCCCCGACACCCACCGAGACACAGAUAAAGGUGAUAAACUGGGAGAGCACGCUGCAGGUGCCCCCACAGGUCAAGCUCAGCCCAGAGGCUGUCGACAUCAUCGGCCGUCUCUGCUGCUCUCCCGAGGAGCGUCUUGGGAGCAACGGCGCCGGCGAGAUCAAGACUCACCCCUUCUUCGACCAGAUGGACUUCUCCAGCAACCUGCGCACCCAGCCCGCCCCCUACCGGCCCAAGAUAGCCCACCCCAUGGACACAUCCAACUUCGACCCAGUGGAGGAGGAGGGGGGUCCCGGGGCGUGGAGUGACAGCAGGGACAGCACACGGGCCUGGGAGACCCUCUGCACCCCACACGGGAAACAUCCGGAGCACGCUUUCUACGAGUUCACCUUUCGCAGGUUUUUUGAUGACAACGGCUGCCCCUUCCGCUACCCCAAGCCCCCUGAGAUCAGCCACAGCCAGGGGCCUCCCAGCAGCAGCGGAGCCAGCAGCAUGGGCCCUGAGGAGGAAGAGGAGGAGGGGGAGGAAGAGCAGGGGGAGCCUGUGUAUGUGUAGAAGAGCCCAGACUGUUGGCUUUCUGAACCAUGAC